AUGGAGAACGACAAAGAGGCCAUCUCAGAUAAGCCGAUGACUAGUGAGGAUCUAGAGCAUGCAAACACUCAUGGCACGUAUCUCGACAAUGACGAAGUAUCUCACCUUUCCGAGGAGCAUCGACAGUAUCUGUUGGAAAGACAUGGCACGCUUGAGCUUGACCCCAUACCCACCAUGGGCACGGCCGAUCCAUACAACUGGCCUCAGUGGAAGAAAGUGAUGAACCUCCUCUUUGUCGCCUUCCACGCCAUGAUGUGCGCGUUUCCCGCUGCUGCAAUCAUUCCAGCCUAUGAGAACAUAUCCGAAGACCUGGGUGUCAGCCUCCAAAGAGCAUCGUAUCUUACGUCUCUACAAAUCGCUAUCCUCGGGGGUGCUCCACUGUUCUGGCGGCCGCUCUCCACACGAUACGGACGUCGACCCAUCUUCAUCAUAUCUUUGAUUGGCAGUCUAGUCUUCAACGUCGGCUGCGCGAAGAGUCAAACAUACGCUGCCAUGGCUGCUUGCCGAGCUCUCCAAAGCUUCUUCAUCUCACCCCCGAACGCAAUUGGCAGUGCCGUUGUGGUCGAAACUUUCUUCAAAAGGGAGAGAGCGAAGUUUAUGGGUAUCUGGACGGUGAUGAUCACCCUGGGUAUACCUCUGGCGCCCCUAAUUUUCGGCUUUGUGACCUACAACGUCGGCUAUCGCUGGAUAUAUUGGAUCCUCGCAAUCGUCAACGGCGUUCAACUCAUCCUGUACACGCUCUUUGGACCCGAAACGCGCUUCAUCCGACAUAACAACGCGCAACACGCGCAGUUCGGGUUUGCGGCCUACAAGGAGAUGUAUCUAAAGUUUCGCCGCAUCGAUCCUACACCCAUUACUGCCUCGGAGUUCAUAUCACCACUUCGACUAUUCAAGUACCCAUGCGUGGUCAUCCCUGCAUGCGCGUAUGCAAUGGUCUUUCUCUUCGCUUCGGUCCUCGCGACCGUUGAGAUUCCGCAACUCUUCGGCGAGAAGUUCCACUUCAACGCACAGCAGAUCGGCUUACAGUUCGUGGGUGUUAUUAUUGGUACAAUCAUCGGCGAGCAGAUUGGUGGACACUCGAGUGAUCUCUGGAUGCGAUGGCGCGCAAAGAAAAUGACUCCUCUCCGCCCUGCUCCAGAGUUCCGUCUCUGGCUGAGCUACUUCGGCAUACUUCUCACCAUCUGUGGCGUGGUUGUCUUUCUCGUUCGCAUCGAGCAAGCCCCCGAUCUGCACUGGAAUGUGACGCCAAUCGUCGGUGCAGGCAUAGGUGCAGCAGGCAACCAAAUCGUCACUACUGUCCUGAUCACCUAUGCGGUCGAUUGCUACCCUGAAGAAGCUGGUAGUAUUGGCGUGUUUGUUACUUUUGUAAGGCAGAUUUGGGGAUUCCUCGGUCCAUUCUGGUUUCCUCCCAUGUUUGAGAACGUGGGUAUUGCGAACAGUGCUGGCAUUGUUGCGGCGUUGCUGGUAGGCGUUAGCUUGAUCCCUGUCAUGUUCACUCAUUGGAAGGGCCAUACGAUGAGAGGUCACAUGUCGGAGAGGAUGUAA
Molecule: messenger RNA, 1545 nt
Organism: Alternaria ethzedia
Lineage: Eukaryota; Fungi; Ascomycota; Dothideomycetes; Pleosporales; Pleosporaceae
Exons: 2
Coding region: 1-1545 (514 amino acids)
Biological process (GO): transmembrane transport
Molecular function (GO): transmembrane transporter activity
Source: RefSeq, a predicted model, not a curated record